This is a messenger RNA of Phyllostomus discolor (pale spear-nosed bat), 1556 nucleotides long. RefSeq names its product ATP synthase F(0) complex subunit B1, mitochondrial-like. Gene Ontology annotation, biological process: proton motive force-driven ATP synthesis. The transcript is spliced from 2 exons. The record is from RefSeq and is a predicted model, not a curated record. NCBI's taxonomy places the organism in Eukaryota, Metazoa, Chordata, Mammalia, Chiroptera, Phyllostomidae. Gene Ontology annotation, molecular function: proton transmembrane transporter activity.
AUGACCUCGUCCCACUGGUCUCCCGCGGCCCCGGGAGCGCUCCACGUCCCCUUUGAGAACUCUUGGCCGAGGAGCAGUGCUGUCCUUCCGGUUCCCGGCGACCCCGCGGGUCACCGCAGGGUGGCAUCUGAGGAGCCAGGCGUCACGUCGGUAGGGAGGCGAGCCUGGCGGGGCCUGGGUGCCUCAUGGGCCCACCCUGGGGACUGGGGACCCUUGAGUGGCGGGCGCACGCCGCGGGCCACGCUUGAACGGGUGUGUUUGGGUGUUAGGCCGGGCCUUAUGCUUUUUCUCGACGGAACCGCAUGGGCCCCGGCAGAAGCUUUGGCUGAGCCCCGUGACGCAAACCAGACGAGCCUGAGGCAGCGCAGGCUUUUAUUGCCUCGCCUGGGCCACUCGGCUGGCUUCCCCGAAGGCCUUUGCUGGCCAGUGGGGGACGACGGCGGGGACCAGAGGCCCUCGUCUCCUCUUAAAAACGUGGCCCUCCCCAGUCCAGGGGUAUUGCAGGCAACAGGGAUCUUUCACAAUAGGCAACCACAUCUUGCCCCUGUAUCACCUCUUCCUGAAUACAGAGGGAAAGUUCAUCAUGGGCUGAUCCCUAAAGAAUUCUUUCAGUUCCUUUUUACUGAAACCAGUAUAACAGGACCCUGUGUGCUCAGAACUGGGUUUAUCUGAUAUUUUCUAUCCAAAGAAAUAUAUGUGAUUACUCCAGAGACUAUCUCUGCCAUAUCAACAAUAGGGUUGAUUAUCUGUAUAAUUAAAAAUUAUGGUGCCUCUGUUGGGGAAUUUGCUGAUAAACUCAGUGAACAAAAAAUUGCCCGACUAGAAGAGGCAAAAUGGGCUCCCAUCAAAAACAUCCAGGAUGCAAUUGAUCUGGAGAAGUCACAGAAGGAACUGGCUCAAAAGUGCUAUUACUUUUUUGAUGUCCAGAGGAAUAACAUUGCUAUGGCCUGGAAGGUUACAUACAAGGAAUGGCUGUCUAGAGUAUGCAAGAAGGUAAAGAAUGACCUGAACUAUCAUAUCUCAGUGCAGAUCAUGAUAUGUCAAAAGGAACGAGAGCACACAAAAAAAUGGGUAGAGAAGCACAUGAUGCAGGGCAUCUCUGCACAGCAGGAGAAGGAGACACUUGCCAAGUGCAUUGCAGAUCUAAAGCUGCAAAGAAGGCUCAAGCACAGCCAGCUCUGUGAAUGCAUCUAUCAUGAUCAAGACAGCUAGAAACAGUUGACUAAAUGGAAACCAGGCUGUGUGACCAAACCUUUCUGUACCGUCAUCCACUGGAGUUACAGUUUACCCCACUUAAAAAUGAAAAGUGUGAGUUUCAUCUAGUGAGAGAAUUAAAGCAAUCUAAUGGUCACUGAGAUGUUUCUUGUCCUUCUUGCUCUGCAUUUUGAGUUGUUCUGUGACCACUUUUGAAUAAGCAGUUUGCUUUUAGUAAAAUUUGGUACCUGACUAAAGACUACCAGGUUACAGUUUAAAUUUGUAAUGCAUUCUGCCAUCUUGCAAUAAAGUGACAGUUGAAACAAGCAUUAAAAAGUAUUUCCUAUUUAUUGGAAAACUGG